AUGGCCGUGGCAAGCGCCGUGCGCAGCCGGGAGACCGCCGUGCAGCACUUCUUGCUGCGCUGCUUUGGUGGAGGUGGCGCCUUGGGCGAUAGGGACACGAAGUCGUCCAAGUGGAACGACGGGCAGCUGGAGAAGAACGCCAUGGCUGACUCGUCCUCGUCGGCGGCCUCCGAGAAGCACGGCAGCGCGUAG
Miscanthus lutarioriparius is the source of this 192-nucleotide messenger RNA. The record is from the annotation of a GenBank genome assembly. Lineage: Eukaryota; Viridiplantae; Streptophyta; Magnoliopsida; Poales; Poaceae.